AUGAUGAUAACUCAUUCACUUGAGAGGAUCCCUAUAGGCAACAAGAUUCCUUUACCCCAACAAUCACUAGCCAAUCUUAUUAAUCUUCAGGUUCGCACCAAAUUAGCAAGUCCGUCCUGUCAAGAUUCCUCAUCGGAAUCGGGUGGAUUUUUGAGGCCACCUAGUUUCCAAUCAUCUAAUAUCUCCUUUGAAAAUUUUGACCACUCCUGCAUAUCAGAUGCUUCUAGGAGCUCAAUCUCCUUCCAACCCCCUAGUAAGUCUCAUGUCCCAUAUCUUGUAAUGGCACAUCAUAUGAUUAAAAGAAUGGCAAGGCAUGAAGAAGAAGAGAAAAAGAAAGUGAUGGAAGCGUUGGCACGCUUUGACAUUCGGUAUAGAAAGUACACCAGAGAAGCAAUUAAAAUUGCAACAAGUUACUUCUCCAGUUCAGCAAAGAUUGGUGAAUGA
Molecule: messenger RNA, 444 nt
Organism: Ilex paraguariensis (yerba mate)
Lineage: Eukaryota; Viridiplantae; Streptophyta; Magnoliopsida; Aquifoliales; Aquifoliaceae
Source: the annotation of a GenBank genome assembly